Paramecium octaurelia is the source of this 7736-nucleotide messenger RNA. Lineage: Eukaryota; Ciliophora; Oligohymenophorea; Peniculida; Parameciidae. The record is from the annotation of a GenBank genome assembly.
AUGAAAACUCGCGGGUAGAAAUCAGAACCACACUAUGCAUACCAUUACAAGAAAGAUUAAAUAUUGGGAUAGAGCGAAAAGGGCAAGCCACUCUUGUACAAGGUAGUUGAGGAUAUGAAAACCAAUGAUCAUAGAUCCUAAUUGCGAGUUGUUAAACUUGAAUAAUAAGAGAAGUUGAAGGAUGGCAAAGUAGUUUAUAAAGAGUCUGAAGAACUUCUAUUGCCUGUAAAAGAACGCACGUAAAAAUAUUCCAUUUAUUAUAGUAAAGUUGUUGAAGAUGUGGAAGUAAAAUCCACAAAACCAAAUCCAAGAAGUAAGACAGCUGUUACCUUUUUUACUUUCCCCCAGGACACACUUUAAGAUAUUGCUAAAAAUAUUAAAGAGCUUCCCGCCAACACAAAACAAUAAAAAAAAUAAGUGAGCUCAGAGAGUGAAGAUGAAGAAGAAGAUGAAGAGUAAGAAGAAGAGCCACCAAAAAAAUACACCAUGAAAAAGGGCUAAAAGAAACAAGUGGAAAUUUAACAAGACAAAAAGGAAGUGAAAAGUAAGAUACGAAAGUAGCCAUAAAAGGAAGAAAGUGAAGAAGAAGAAGAAGAAGAGGAGGAAGAAGAAGAAGAAGUAGUAGUCAAACCUCCCAAAAAAGAUUCUGUGUAAAAAUUACAUAAAACUAAAAUUGAAAGUCCUAAAAAUCAAAAUGAUGCUAAAAUCAAGAAGAAAAAAGUGUAAAAAUAAUAAAAGCAGCAUCAGGAGCAUGAAAGUGAUUAAGAUGAAGAAGAUGAAGAAGAAGAAUCAUAGGUUGUUGAAGUAGCCAAAAAAAAACAAAAUAAAAAUCCACAAGUAAUCUAAAAGGUUUAGGAUACUUCUUUUAUUAAAAAGGAAGUGAAGUAAAAAGGUAAAUCACAGUCCCAAUAAGAGGAAGACGAUGAAGAUGAAGAAGCAGAAGAAUAAUCUGUAUCCUAAUCAUUUUCUGUUGAUAGCAAACGCAAGAAAGGAGGUAAAACUAGUUCAUCUAAAAAAUAAAAAACUUAAUCUUCAUAACAAAACAAGUUUAUCAAAGGAAAAAUUAAUCCUAGUUACAGAGAGCUAAGGAAUAUUAGUGAUCAAUUAGAAGGAUCAAAUUCGAAAUUCCACGAUUAUACUAGCAUCAUUAUGAACAAUAAAGAAUUGAUUCGAGCUGCUAAAACAGGCAACAAAAAAUUAUUAGAAGAUAUAUUUGCCAAUUCUCUUAGGAUUAGUAAUCUCUUCUAGAGAUGGGGUCCUGAAAAUGAAAUCAAUGCGUUAGAACUGAUUUUUUUAAGAUAAGAUAAGGAAAUGCUCUUGUCAUUCAUUAAAUCUAUGGGUAAAGUUAAAUUAGGAGUGACUCAGAAUUGCUCCUUGAAAGAAGUGAAUACUGGUUACAAUGACUAAUAUGCUUAUGGAACCAGAACUAGAAAAGUUGCUAUGAGUAGAGGUGGUAGAGAAGGCAAUAAUGCAUUUGUUUAUGAUUUAAAUUAAGAUAAUACUUUUGGUCGUUAUCAAAUUGAGAGGUUAAUGAAAAUUGAAACUGAUCCUGAAUUUUUUGGUUUAAUGAUAGCACAAUUGGGAAAUGAGUAUUAAUUUUUUGAGAUGAUAGCAAUUGCAGUCAGAUGUGGUAAUUGGAGAACUGCUGGUUAUUUGGUUUAAAAAGCUUUGGAGAAAGGUCACAUGUAUGGGUUUAAUUAAGUACAUGUUGAUGUUCUCAAUCAUACUAAUGCCAGCCGCAUUGGGAAUAUCAAAAAAGUAUCUGCUACUAAAAAAACAGUUGGAAUGUAUUUGAUAACACCUGUUCAUUGUGCAGCCAUCAAUCCUAAUCAUGCUUGCUUAAAAAGAUUAGUUGAAAUUUCAUAAGAAUUUAAUAUCUUAGAUGAAAUUCACAGAAAACCUGUUCAUUAUGCUGCUGUUUCAUAAACAAGUGAUUGUUUAAAGUAUUUAUUGGAAAACGGAAUUGAUGUUAGAGAAGGAGAUCGAUUAAAGAAUACUCCUCUAAUGCUUGCUGCUUAGUAUGGGAGAACACAUAAUAUUGAACUCUUAGCUUCUAGUAAUAUUGGUGGGAAGAAUAGGGAAGGAAAUGCAGCAAUCCAUUUAGCUUGUUUUGGAGGUCAUGUCGAAACGGUCAAAGCACUCUUGUCGUUUGGAGCAUAGAUUAAUUAGCCUGGUUAAAAUAGAAUGACUCCAUUAAUAAUUGCCAGUGCCUAUGGUCACUAUGAUCUAGUUAAGUACUUGAUUGAUUAAGGAGCUAAAGUGAUUAGCAAGGACAAAUUUGGGAGGUCGGCUUGUGUGAUGGCAGCUAGAAAUGGUAAUGUUAAGAUUUUAUCUCUUCUUCUCUAUCAUGGAGCUGAAUUCAAUAUGCCUGAUUCAUCAAAAAAUACUCCUCUUCAUUAUGCUGCUGCAUACGGAUUUCCUGAGUGCAUUGAAGAAUUGAUGAAGGCUGGAGCAGAUUAGAAUUUGCCAAAUUCAUGGAAAUUGACCCCAUUAUCAGUUGCAUUAUAAAAAAACCAUUUGGGUGUAGUUAAGACUCUAUUAAAUUAUCCAAGCACAGAUGUUAAUUGCAAGGAUGACGAGGGGAGAACCUUAAUUUCUUCUAGUUUAAGCAGAUUCACUGCAGACUCUUUUGAAUAUAUGAAAUACUUGAUUCUUGAGAAAAAUGCGAAUGUGAAAAUAGCUGAUUUACAGGAUAAAACUCCACUUCAUUAUGCUGUAUAGAUUUCAAGGAAAAAUGUUAAGUAGUACUACUUGAAAUGGAAUGAAAUGAUGAAAGCUGAGAGGAGAGACAUUAAAAAUAAUUAUGAAAAACUAUUAGAAAGAUUAAUCGAAUUAUUAAUCAAUGCUGGUUCAGAUGUCAACAUUCCAGAUGCAAAUGGUUAGACUCCAUUUGUAUAAGCAUUAAUGAGCCAGAAUUUUAAAACAGCCGAGCAAUUAAUGAAAAUGGCUACUCCUACAUUUGAUUAUGUUGACACAAAGGAUAGAAACAUUUUGCAUAAAUUGAUUGAAUGUAAGUUAUUUUUGACUCCAAAAGGAAAUAGUAUAUUAGAAAACAUAAUAGCAACUGUUGAUUAAUCAUAUAUUAAUUAAUACGAUGAAAAUGGUUGGAAUCCCUUAUUAUAUUUGAUCUCUGAAUAUACAAAGUCAGCUGAAUAAUAACAUGAUAGGAUUUACAAAAAGAAGGUUAAGCUGUUAUAAGUACAGAUGUUUGAGAAGAAGGUGUCAGAGUUGCCUCCAGAAAAAGAUAGCAUCAAUGAGGAACAGAAAAAUAAUGAUGAUGAAGACGAAGAAAGAAAUUUGAGUAAAGCAGUAGACGAUGAUGAAGAUAGUAAUUUGAGUCGCAGUGAAGAGGAGGAUGAAGAUGAUGAAGAAGAGGAAGUGCAUUAUAAAAAAAGGAAGGCUGGAUUUAAAAAUCCAUCAUUCAUUCCAAAUACAGCAUAAAUCAAAACAUACAAUGGAAUCAAAACAGGUAUUAAGUCAUAAUCAAAUAUGUUUCAGAAAUAGAAUGUAAUUGCUCAGAAUUAAUUAUAAUAACUUGGAUUUUCAAAUGGAGUGGAUUAAGAUGUCCAUCAUCAAGUAACAUUUUAUUAUAAAAAUAAACCCAUUAUUAUAAAUUUGUCUAAAGAAUAGGUGAGUACUUUGUAGAAAGAAGCUCUCUAAGAUUCAUUUUUAUUAUAGGAUGCAGUUCUAAAACUAUUUUAGUAAUUAAUUAAUUUUGGAGCUAAACCUGACAGUGUUAUCAUAAAAAGAAAGAAAUUCAGACAGCCAGACUAAUCUGAGUAAGAUAAGAAAGAGGAUCCUUAUAUAAGUGAAGGUAAUUACACCAUAGCUCACUUUUUAUUUAAGUCAUUCCAUAGUGUGUCUUUUCUGGAAGGGAUAUAAAAGAUUUGCAAUAUCUCAUUGAAAGAAGCAACUCACAAUAACAUAUACCCAAUUCACUUAUUGGCUGGCACUUGCAAUCUAUAUUCUAUUUGUGGUAGAGAAUAAGAAAAUAGUGGAAAGUUCUUAAAAUAUUGUCUCAAGAAUAUCGAUAUCAAGGUUAAGGAUUUCAAUUAGAAUACACCAACCAGUAUUAUAGCCUCUCGUUACAAUGAGGGUUUGAAAUGGUUUAUCGAAACAUUAUUAAAAAUGGGGGGCUCCAUUGAUAACUUAAACAACUUUAAUGAAGUCCCUCUUUAGAAGUGGGUUAAAGCUAAUAAUAUUAAAGUUGUUGAAUUGUUUUUGACUGAAUAUAAGGCUGAUCCAAAUUUUAGAGAUAAACAUAAUCGUACUGCAUUACAUCAUGCCAUCAACUCCUCUAAUUCCUAAGCUGAUGCUAGUUUUGAAAUGGAACAUCUAUUAAUUAUAAACGGUGCUAAUACCAGUCUCAAGGACUAUUUAAACAGAACUCCUCUGUUUUAUGCUUUCACAAAAAUUAAUAAAUUUAAUGACUUCUCUGAAAUCGACCCUUUCGAGACAGUCUCUUCCAUAUUAGCAGAUAAGAAUUGCUCUGUUAAUUGUUUGGAUAUUUACAAUCGAUCUCCUCUCCAUUAUGCUGCCUUAAGAGGUAGUGUUAUAUCUGGUAGAUACAUGAUCAAAAUGAAUGCUAUCGUAGAUGAUAUUGAUAAAUAUGGUAAUAGUCCCUUGGGGCUGGCAUUCAUAAGUGGUCAUUCUAAUUUCUGUACUAUGCUCAUUGACAACAAGGCAAACGUGAAUCGCAAUGCAAUUGUGAUUGACAUAGAGAAGAUAAAACAAGAAGAGAAAGCUUAGAGGUAGCAGAGAAGAGAAAAAGGAGAAGAAAUUCAGACUGAAGAUGAAUUUGAUUCAAAUCAAGCAGAGGAUGAAAAUGAAUAUAAUCAAUAAGGAAACUCUUUGUUUUUUGGUAACAAAGUUGCAAAGGCUGUUAGGAAAGUACCUACUAGGAAUGUAUUUGGAUAGAAUAAUUAUUAUCCUUAACCAACUAAGUUCCUUCCUGGGACUUAUUCUUAUUUCAAAUUAGCCAUUAAAUAAGGAUGGCAAGGUGUUGCAUACUUAUUGAUAAGCGAUGGAUAUGAUCUACAAAGAGCCAUAGAGGAUGCCAUGAUGGAGGAUCAAUUCAAAUUAGUUAGAACAUUGCUCUUGAAAGUCAAAGAUGAUGAAGUUAUUCAAAAGUAUAAUCAAAAUAAUUAAAAUCUAUUCCACAUAUUUGCAAUCAAAGGGAGAAAUUGCAAUGAAGACAUGGCAAUUUUAAUUGCAGAAGAAUUAUCAAGAAGAGGAGUCGAUAGGACUGCAAACGAUUAUCAAAUGAAUACUCCAUUGCAUUAUGCAUGCAAAAACUUUUUUCAUUAAAUGAUUAAAUAUUUCUUAAAUAGAAAAGGUAAUCCUAACGCUUUUAACUCCGAAUAAAAUACCCCGUUUUCAAUUAGACUACAAAGUAAUUACAGAGUAUUUGCAGAUCCUGUAGAAUUAGGGUUGUGGACAAGCAGCAACGUUAAUUUUAAUGUGAAAUUCAAAGUGAAUAAGAAAGACUAUUGUCUGACUCCUUUGUUAUACUUAAUAUAGGAAUUCCAUGAAGAAGAUGAAAUCAUUCUAUCUAAAUUUGUUGAUGCUGGAUGCGACAUAAAUGAGAAAACUGAAAAAGGAGAAACCUCCUUAAUUCUGGCCAUCAAAAAUAACUCUUUGAAAUUGGUUAAUUUCAUUCUCCAUCAUCCUAAAUUUAAAAAAGAAGCUCACUUACAAGAUUCAAAUAAAAGAUCUCCCAUCCAUCAUGUUGUAUAGCCAUUAGAAUUUGGUUCCUAUGAAAAUACAGAGAUGCUAGAAUUGUUGGCAAGCAUAUUUGAUGUCAAUCUAAUUGAUGACAAAGGAAAAACUGCCUUAGACUAUGCUGUUGAUUAGGAUUCUGGUGUUAUGGCGAGAGUACUCAAAAAUCUUAAAGCCAUAAAAAAUAUCAAAUCUAAAUAGCCCAGAUUACCAACUAGUGUAAUCUCUUAAGCCUAAUGGGUGGAAGAGGAAAUAGAUGUUGAGGCAGAUGCUUAAAAGUUUUUAGAUUUGAAUGGAGAAUAAUUGGAGGAGUCUAAACAGGAUUAUAAAAAUCAAGUUGAUCAAUAUGCAAUUCUUACUGGCAAGCUUGAGGUUUUAGUUGACAAGGACAUAGGCCCAUAUUUUUUGUUGAUGACCAAAGUAGACAUUGGCAAUGGAAGGUAUUCAGAAAAUGUGUUUUAUAAAAUGUAAGUCUUGCAUGAAAUCAAUCGGAAUGUUUUUAUCCUAUUUACGAGAUGGGGCAGAAUUGGCACCCGAGGAUAACAUCAAUAAACUCCUUUUGAGAGUUCUGAAGAGGCCAUUAAGGAAUUUAAUAAGAUCUUUUACACUAAAACAGGAGGCAAUGAUUGGAGAAAGGUUAAGUCUGGCGAAGAAGAGUUUGUCAAAAAACCUGGCAAGUAUUAGUUAAUGAAUGUGAAACAGAACAAGAAUUACAAAACACUGUUAAGUCCUUUCGACUUCAGUAAAAAUUCCCCUUAUCCACCCUCUACAUUAGAUAACACUAUAAAGAGAUUUAUAUUGUAGUUUAUCUAAGUAAAACUAUACUAGAAAGAUUUGUAAUAAUUCCAUGUAGACAUGGACUUUUUACCUAUUGAAAGAUUGGAUAGAAAAUAAUUAGAAGUAGCCAAGGCCAUUCUUAAUGAAUUAACAGAUAGUGUGACAGAACUAAUUGAGCUUAGAUAGAAAGGAGAUUUAGAUAUUAAGAAGAUAUCUGGUAUAUCAUCUGAAAUAGCUGAUAAAUCUAGUAGAUUUUAUGAAUUGAUUCCUAUGAUUGAAUUGAGAACAGAACCUCUCCCUCCAUUAGAUUCAAUUGAAGCUAUUAAUCAAAAGUUAUUGCUCAUUGAAACUUUACUCAAUUUUGAAAUCACUUCCAAGAUUUUAUUGGGAGCUCAUUUGAUGAAAUAAUCCUUGAAUCCACUUACUUAUUGUUUCAAUGCCCUUAAUGUUAGGGUCAUUACUCUCCAUCGCGAACAUCCAGAAUUCCAAUUAAUUCAGUAAUAUAUUAAUCAAUCAGCAACUCCUAAAAUAUCCAACAUAUUUGCCAUCGAGAGAAGAGGAGAAGCUGAAAGAUUUGAAAGCAAUAAAUAGUACAAUAGAUUAUUACUUUGGCAUGGUUCUAAAAUCUCCAACUUCAUGGGUAUUUUGGCCCAAGGACUAAAAGGUAAAAAUAAAUGAUUAUUUUAAGUUGCACCACCUUGGGCACUCAACACAGGGGCUAUGUUUGGAAAGGGAAUCUAUUUCGCCGAUAUGUUCCAAAAGUCCUUUGCAUACACAGAUGAUUGGUCACUACAUUACAAUCCUUUUAGAGGUCUCUUUUAGGAAGGAGGACGUUGGAACAAAUAAUAGCAAGUAAUUUAGGAUGAACAAGAUGACAUCCAAAGAUAUAGAUAUAUGUUACUUUGCGAAGUAGCAGUUGGAAAAUCUUAAGAACUUUAUCAAGCAGAUUUUGUUCAAAAUUUACCCAGUAUUUUUAAUUAAUAUUUUUAGAGCAAUACCAAUCUGUCAAGGGAUGUGGAAAGAGAGGUCCUGAUUAUAAAUAAUCUGUUAUUUUAUCUAAUGGGUGCAAAGUCCCUGUUGGAUAGUGCAUUGAAUAUCCAGAACCUAAAAAAAAGGACAAGGAGGGCAAUCCUAUUCAUUAUUAUCUACAACACAAUGAAUAUAUAGUAUAUGAAGAAACCAAGGUUAAAUUUAGAUAUAUGGUCUAAUUGGAUACCAAAGAUACAAUUGAUAAAUAUUGA